CAAAGAUCUAUAAUCGUUGAUUCAGACACUACUUUGAGCUAUACAUGGUUUUUCAAAGAAGGUAAAAACCCUAAUUUCAACUUUCUCUUGUCUGUUUGGCUGCGGCGAAAUUCGAGAAAAACAAUGAGAUAAUCUGGGUGGUUGAUUACUGGAGCUUGUAAAUUUAUUACGUUUUUAGUAUAAGUAUGGAAAGAGGGGAUAUGCUUAAAGUAUCUGGAGAGGAGAAUAAUAAAAUUCGUGAUUUUGAUGAUGAUAUUGUUGAGGCUGAUUCUGAACCUAAUAAUUCAGAUGAUAAAGAAGAUGAACCAAGGGUUGAGAGCAUGCAGCUGAAUGAAUGCAAUGCUGGAACUGAAGAGGGUCAGUUUAUAGAGGAUAGAGAACAAGACAAGGAUUUCCUUGAUGAUUCAUCUAUUUUGCAAGUAAAUGUUGAGCUGACUGCUGCUGUCGAGUUGGCUGAAAAAAUUGUUGAAUCAGGCUCUAUGGUGCAUGUUCAAAAUGGCCUCCUCAAUUCUCCUAAUGAAAAUCCCAUUCGCAAAUAUGUGAUGGAUGUUAGUUCUAUGUCCGGUGUUAAGAGAGCCCGGAUGACAUUUGAGGAAGAUCAACCUUCGGUGCAUGUAUCUUAUAAUUCCUUGACAAGAGCUAGUAAGCAGAAACUUGAGGAAUUAUUACAGCAGUGGUCAGAAUGGCAAGGCCAGCAUGGUUCAUCAUUAAAUGAUUCAAGUGGAAGUUUAGAAUCUGGUGAUGCAACAUAUUUUCCUGCUAUUCAUGUUGGCAAAAAGGAGGGCUCUGCAGUGUCUUUUUGGAUAGACAACGAAACAAGGAAUCAGCAGAAUGACGGAUUCAUUCCUUUGGUUAGCAACAAUGCUCCGCUGUAUGAUCGUGGAUAUGCAUUGGGUUUGACUUUAGCGGAUGAUUCAAAUAAUGUGGAGGGAGGCUUGAAGAUAAUAGAUGAUGCUAGCCGUUGUUUCAACUGUGGUUCUUAUAGUCAUUCUUUAAAGGAAUGCCCAAAACCUCGUGACAAUGCUGCUGUCAAUAAUGCUCGACAACAGCAGAAGUCUAGACGUAAUCAGAACUCUGCUUCUCGCAAUCCUACUCGAUAUUAUCAGAAAUCUUCUGGUGGAAAAUAUGAUGGCUUGAGGCCUGGUGCCCUUGAUGUGGAAACACGGCGACUUUUAGGUCUUGGGGAACUUGAUCCACCCCCCUGGCUUAAUAGAAUGAGAGAACUGGGGUACCCCCCAGGAUAUUUGGACCUGGAUGAGGAGGAUCAGCCAUCCGGAAUUACUAUUUUUGCCGAUGAGGAAAUAAAGGAAGAGCAAGAAGAUGGUGAAAUUCUCGAAGCAGACACUCUUGAACCACAAAAGAAAAUGACUGUCAAAUUUCCUGGAAUAAAUGCUCCAAUCCCAGAAAAUGCAGUUGAAAGACUCUGGGCAGCUGCUCCUUCAAAUUCUGAUCCACCUAGAGAACGAACUCACCACAGAGUGGGCCAUCAUACAGAAUCAUUUAGCAGAGGACAUCAUUCUGAUCAAAGGUGGUCAAGAGAUUACAGAGAUGAUGGCCCUCCUGGCUGUGACCCAGUGUCAAGUUACCCUUCGCGUUAUGGUGGUCAUGAUUUUGGGUAUCACUCUCACAGUAGAAGCCCCACCCUGGGGAGGACCCAUUCUGAGAGAGGUAUGAGGAGUCCAUUGGUAUAUGAUGAUUACAUGACUGAUGGUUCUUACAGACGAAAGUCACCAAGAGAACACCGUUUAGGUAGAUAUGAAAAUGAUCUUGAUAGAUACCGCGAUGACUAUGACCUGGGUCAUUCUUCUCGUAGCAUCGUUGAUUAUGACAGGUAUCGCCAUGAUGAUUAUGACAGGUAUCACCAUCGAAGUAGAUGAUAGAGUAGAUGAUUAUUGGACAUAAUUGCAGCAGUAACUUGUAAAAAGAUGCUUUUCCUGAUAGAUCUAUACAUGAGAUUAGAUUUAAAACAUAGAGGAGAACAACUCUCAUUUUGGUGUUGGAGAUCUAGUUUUCACAACCGUCUGCAUAAUUUCUCUAUAUAUUCAAUAUUUUCUUCAA
Molecule: messenger RNA, 2058 nt
Organism: Mangifera indica (mango)
Lineage: Eukaryota; Viridiplantae; Streptophyta; Magnoliopsida; Sapindales; Anacardiaceae
Exons: 9
Coding region: 186-1877 (563 amino acids)
Cellular component (GO): catalytic step 2 spliceosome
Molecular function (GO): RNA binding; zinc ion binding
Source: RefSeq, a predicted model, not a curated record